UUUUAACUGAGUUAAACUUUUGACCCAGGGCAUUUUCGCAUAAACAAAACAAUUACCAUGCUCUUCACUUCAAAAGUACUAACUUUUGGUGGGUACCUUUAUCCGAAUACAUGUGUCCAAACUGCAAUCUGCAAUGAUUUAGCCUGAUAUCUGGAUUCUCUGUCUUGUCAAGUUCAGCUCAAGAAAACUAUAGAAGGCGAGGCGGCAAAAAUGUAUCAAGAAAGCAUUUGGGAUUUGAAUCAUAUCAUAUUCCUCAUCGCAACAUCAAUUUACAUAAUUUUGGGAACAAUUGGCAAUGCUCUUGUGAUCGCAGUGUACGUUUCAAAGAAACGUCAUUUUCCUAGAAGAACCUACAUCCUCACGCUAGCGAUCACUGACUUAGUUAUAAUGACUGUGGUUGCUCCCUACACAAUUGUGUUUGAACUAAGAUUAGUAACGAGCCAAUUUGUCUGCCAUGUUUUCGAAGUAGUCCGCCAUUCCGGGAUAGGAUUCUCCAAUCUUAUACUUAUUUUGAUAGCAAUGGAGCGUUUGCUUAUGGUGUGGAAACCUUUGAAAGUCAUGAAGGGUAGGACAAAACUCGCAUGGAUUAUAGGAUUUCUGAUUUUUACCAUCGUGUGUUCUAGUCCGUCUGCUCUCAUUUAUGACGUUGAUUUUCAUGGCGAUCCUCUUCCGGUCAACGUAACGCAGGUCCAGGAAAAGUAUUGUGACUACACGACAGGCAUACUAGGAGAAGAAAAGAGCAAUAUGUACAGAAAUUUUAUCAUUAUCUUAAUAGUUUCAGAAUUGCUUGUUUUGAUAGUGAUGUAUAUUUUAGUCUUUAUACUUAUUUACCGACAAAGAAAGAGUAUUAUAGGAGGAGCUUAUGUGGGCUCAUGUCGAAGACCUGCUAGGCCAUCCAUUCACCGAGAAUUACGGGAACAAGAUUCCAAUGGAAAUGAAGCAAGGAAGGAGAGCAAUCAAAGUUCAAACGAUGGUCCAAUAUUUUGUAUAGCGAAUUCUCUGUCUCCAAGCAAUAGUCAAAAGACGAGGUACAAAUGCACAGCUGAAAAUGAAGAACAAAAGUUGCAUCUGAAAAAAUCAGAAGACACUUUUAAAGACGAAUGUGAAUCGAACACUGCCGAACAAAAAAGUGAUCCUACAGCGGUUAAUGUUCAAGAUUGUAAGUCUUCUAAUCUAGAGAAGAAAGCAGUAAAAGAAAAAGCUGCAUCAAACACGGUAGAACGUUCAGUGACAGCAGCAGGAAAGGACGAGCAGAAAACAAAUGACUCGGAUGUUAUUCAAAUAAGUCUACAAAAUACCCCGAAAUCUUCAUUAGCAUCCAUUCGUAACUCUUCAUUAGCAUCUAUCCGUAGCAGUGUAAAUCAAGGCAAUAUCACAUCCGCCCGGAAAGUCUCGGUAGUCCAAACAAAGACUUGGACAAUGUUGUCUAUUUGUACAUUUCUGUAUAUUAUUUCCUGGAUCCCUUUCUUCCCCGAGAUGUUUAGUGUGACUGACGUAUUGGCUUUAAGAUUUUUCUUUUUUAUUGGACAUGCAUCAAAUCCUAUCAUUUACAGCAUUGUUAAUGUGAAGGUUAGAAGAGGCAUUAAAGAACUACUCUUUGGAAAGUCAAGGCGAAAGUAUACGGAUAGAAUUUUCAGAGAAAGUGUGUCCUCGCAGACUUGAAUUUCCUG
Messenger RNA from Saccostrea cuccullata (small rock oyster), 1670 nucleotides. RefSeq lists its product as uncharacterized. Gene Ontology annotation, biological process: neuropeptide signaling pathway. Gene Ontology annotation, cellular component: plasma membrane. NCBI's taxonomy places the organism in Eukaryota, Metazoa, Mollusca, Bivalvia, Ostreida, Ostreidae. The transcript has 2 exons. Gene Ontology annotation, molecular function: neuropeptide receptor activity. Bases 211 to 1662 code for a protein of 483 amino acids. The record is from RefSeq and is a predicted model, not a curated record.